This is a messenger RNA of Numida meleagris (helmeted guineafowl), 3648 nucleotides long. It is a transcript of the gene NINL, whose product is annotated as ninein like. Gene Ontology annotation, biological process: microtubule anchoring at centrosome. The coding region runs from base 838 to 2721 and encodes 627 amino acids. Gene Ontology annotation, cellular component: centrosome. Lineage: Eukaryota; Metazoa; Chordata; Aves; Galliformes; Numididae. The transcript is spliced from 18 exons. The record is from RefSeq and is a predicted model, not a curated record.
UUGCAAAGCCUCGCUGAGGUUGUGCUGCUGGAACAGGGGCAGACUCUGAGCGGGAAGGGCCCGCUGCUUUGCUCUGUCUGCCCGCAGCCUGUGUGCCGUUCCAAUCUCACGCUGCUGGGGUCCACGUCCUGUGGAGCUGGGGCUCUACGUCCGCUGUGGGGGCAGAGGGUUUGCAUUGGUCGUCUUGUACUCACGAUGGUUCUCUGCAAGAUCGGUAUCUUCUAUCCUUUCCCCUUUUUCUUCUCCUUUAAUGAUGGUUUGGUGCCUGUCUUUUCUUUCUGGAGCCCAGUGGUAGGAUCUGAGGGAACAGCAUGAAGUUCCGUACAUAGGACAGUUUGUUUCAGUCUGAUGUUUCUGCAGCAUCCUGCAAGGAAUCCAGACACAAGUCCAGCUAUCACAUCUCUGUCUGUUUCCCCCCACCCCCAAAUAAAACAAAACUGCUCAAGAAUGGAUUCUGCUGAGAACGACAAUUCAGAUGAAGAUGCUGUGUUUCACAAAGGGCUCAUUUAGUAGACAUUACUUGGUGUGAGGAGAGCAAGCAGAGAAGCAGUCCACCCUUCCUGCCAAGCUGCAUAAGCCCGUAUCUCCUCUCCAGCAUCAACAACUGCACUAGAUUUGCCAAGCCUGAAUUUAUCACUGCCAUCUGAGCCCUGAAAGAACUCAAGAGGAGAUCUUCAAGGUCCUUAGCGUUGCCAUGUCUGGUGGUGGCAGGUGAAGUGAGGAACGAGACCUUCUAGCAGGCAUCUCUCUGGGGUGGAAGAAGCGCUUGCAGGCAGAGGCUGAGCAGCAGCGCAGAGGAGCCAGGCAGAGCUGCCUGCAUUCUUGGACAGCGCACUCAUGGUCUCCAGGAGUGGGCAUCAGCAUGCAGCCAUCAACUCCUAUGCAUACAAACUCCAGUGCCUCAAAAGUCAGGUGAGGCAAAUCUCCAGGGAGAGGGACAAGGCCAGACUGGACUUAGAGCAAGCAGAGAGACACUGCCUGCAGCUCAGCAGAGAGUUGGACAAGCAGUACAUCACCCUCAAGCACAGCCAGAGCAAGCUCAAGGAUGUUCAGACCGAAAUGGAAGCAAAAGAGCUGCUUUUGCAGCAAGCCAUCAACCAUCAAGCAAAGCUGGAGGCUGAUGCUCAGUUCCUCCAGGGCAAAGAGGCCACCCUUCGUGGGAGACUGAACCUCAUGAUGAUGGAGAACAUGCAGCUGCAACACAAGGUCAUGGAGAUGGGUGAGAAACUGACAGCCUCUGAGAAGCUGGUAUUGGAGCUUCAGAAGGAGCUCAACCUCGUUGUGAAGGACAAGCUGGACCGGGAGGAGCCCCACAGCCCAGAGCUGCUGAACCACGGCAAACGCUUCGCAGAGAUUGUGCUGGAGUAUGAACGGCAGUGCAAGAAAGUCAAGGUGCUGUGGGACCAGAAUGACAUGCUGCAGAGAGAGCUGGAAGGGCUGCGUCUUCAGCUACAGGAGAGCAGGGCUGCGAGAGAGCUGCCAGCUGGAGAGAUGUCAAUCACGAUGCAGCAGCUCCAAGAACAGCUGCAGGACCUGAAGGUGCAGCUGGAAGCCAAGGUAAACUAUUAUGAGGAGGAAAUGGAGCUAAUGAGGAAAAACUUUGAAAGAGAGAAGGACAGCAAGGAAAGUGUCAAGACUGAGAUGAGCAAGGUGGAAGGCCAGAAAAGAGACCUGAAAGAAACUAUUGCAAAGUACCAGGCUGUAACUGAUGUCAUGAAAGAGAAAAAAUGUGUGCAGAGCCUGGAGCUGGAGGAGAGGUUAGAGAUGGAGCCGGACAGGGUUGAACUUCAGCACACCAAGGAUGUAUGCCAUCCAAGGCAGCAGCUGAACCAGGAAGGAGAAGAGCUGAGAACACCGUGCAAGAACAGAGGGAGCCUCAGGAAACACACGAGCAAGUUGAGCAGAGAGAAGGUGGAAGAGUUGGCUGAAGCAGCAGAAUUGAUGAAGUCGAGUGGGAGGAGCAAGGUGGAGGUCUCCCGGACAAACAUCAAGAUGAGUCAGCAGAGCCACAAGCUCCUGGAGCAUGAAGCCGGCCACAGCACCAGCGCUGGGCUUAUCCAGCUGCAGAACCAGAGGCUCAUGGAAGCCGAGCAGCUACAAGGAGUGGAGAUGGCCACGAGGCCGGAGCACUGCCGGCAGCAUGCAGCGUGUUGGUCAGAGAUGGAGCUGCUCCGGCAGCAGCUUGUGGCGUUGCAGGAGGAACUCUUAGAAGCCAAAGCAAGUGUGAGUCUGGCUCAGACUCAGCAUGCACUGCAGUUGCAGCAAGCCAAAGCGCAGCUGAACAACGUAGUGCCAAGGAAACAGUUUGAACAGCUGCAGACCAGCUUGAGAGAGGAACAGUGCAGGGUUCAGCAGCUCCAGGCAAAGCUCCAGCAGCAGGCUGAGCAAGCAUGCAGGCAGCUGGUCAGGACCCAGGAAGAACAUGAGCGCCUGCUGCAGGCAGCCGUGGAGCAGGCAGAGGGGUUGCAGUGUGACCUGAGCAGCGCUGAGGCUGCGCUGGCAGACACGGCAGCUCGCCUCAAGGAUGCACAGGCCCAACUCUCCAGGAGCAAAGUGCUGAUUAAAGAUCUCCGUGAAGAAAACAGAGGGUUUGCAAUGGCCCUGCAGGCAGCUGAACUGAAGCAGAUGAGCAUUGAGAAGAAGAACCACACUCUGGAGGAGCAGGCCUUGGCCUUGAAGAAGCUUAUUGGAAAAAUCACACCAGCAUCUCUGAGUGCAUGAUGGGGCACUGCUGUGGCAGCCUUGCUUCUGGUCCUGGCUGAGGUUUGUCAGUUCCUCUUGGGCUCUAGGAGACUCUGAGCCUGAAGUUUCCUAAAGCCUGAGCCUAGGAUCCAAACUAACCUGUUGCUGGGUUGUUGCCUCUGGCAGCCUCUGCCCUCAGAUGAGAGGGUCUGAUUUGAAUCUCCAAGGCUUGGGGCAGGGUUUGUGGCCCUUGUGCAGCGUUGUACUUCAGCAAGCUGUCCUUAUUGCACUUCCUCAGAGGAGACUGGGAAGAACUGACGGUGGUACCAUCAUCAAUCUCAAAUUCUCCAUAGUCUCUCAAACACCGCACCUGCGAAGCAGAAGGGCAGCUGUCUCUGCAUGAACACACCUCCCACAGAAAAUAUCAGACAUCGCUGCUGACUUAAAACACAUGCUCCGUAACUCUCGUGUGCUACCUGCUGUAGCCUCACACAGUCCUGACCUGGAAAUACAAAACCAGACCGACCCCAUGGUCUGCGGGCUCUACCUGAUGUUCUCUUCCUGCCUCUGCCUGCAGCAAGAAGCACCAGUGGGCAGACCAGGCACUGAAGAGACCAGGGGAAGAGCAGCACUGCACGACAGCAGCAGCAUUUCCAGAACCUCCCUACACAUGCAGCAGAAAUUGUCAGUCCGUCAACAGUGAAGCCGUUUUAAAGAGCAGACUGAUUGCCUGUACGCAUUCUUUCUUAGAGAACAGGGCACUUCAGCUACUGACUCUGAAAUCAUUUCCCACUUGCUCUUGCUUUGUUGUAUCAAUAGCAUAAAAUGAUUUAUAGUCUAAUCUGUGCAAAUCAACUUAAAACAAUGACAAGAAAGCACCAACACCUAUUUAACAACAGUGAGAACGAGGUUUCUAAUUGGUCUGAAGAGGUCUUUGAGAGGAAGAAUUAAAUUUUGCAAAAUGAA